CUUCCGGUUCCUCUCUUCGUUUACACCGUUCAUUCAGUCCUCUGGUAGCUCGCACGGUGGAUUCACUAGUUAAUCCAUUUAACUUCAACCGACACCUGGGGAGAAGCUGUGCAGCUCUUCAAAUACCCGUGCUACUUAUUUACCAGCCGGUGUCCACUACUUUAGCAUAUCUCCGCCAUGGCUAGCUACCAUAAACCGGACGAGAAGACGCUGCAGGGCCUGAAAGACAUCGCUAACAAGUUACGGAUCAACUCUAUCAAGGCAACAUGCGCCUCCAACUCUGGUCAUCCCACCACAUGUUGCAGUGCCGCAGAGCUGAUGUCCGUGCUGUUCUUCCACACCAUGCGUUACAAAGCCACUGACCCACGCAACCAGUGCAACGACCGCUUCGUACUGUCCAAGGGUCAUGCUGCACCAAUCCUGUACGCUGCCUGGGCGGAGGCGGGCUUUGUGAAGGAGGCUGAUCUGAUCAACCUGAGGAAGAUAGACUCUGACCUGGAGGGUCACCCCACACCCAAACUGGAGUUUGUUGACGUGGCAACGGGGUCUCUGGGACAGGGGCUCGGGGCCGCCUGCGGGAUGGCGUACACCGGGAAACACUUCGACAAGUCCAGUUACCGUGUGUACUGCAUGCUGGGUGAUGGGGAGUGUUCGGAGGGGGCUGUCUGGGAGGCCAUGGCGUUUGGUUCCCACUACAACCUGGAUAACCUGGUGGCUAUUAUCGACGCUAACCGUCUGGGACAGAGUGAAGCUGCUCCUCUCAAACACAACAUGGACGUGUACCGUAAACGCUGCGAAGCCUUCGGGUGGCUACUCGUAAGGCGUAUGGCGUGGCCCUGGCUAAACUGGGUCAGUCCAGUCAGAGGGUGGUGGCUCUGGACGCUGACAUGAAGAACUCUACCUUCUCUGAGAUGUUCCACAAGGCCUUCCCUGAACGCUUCGUCGAGUGCUUCAUUGCUGAACAGAACAUGGUGAGCGUGGCGAUCGGCUGUGCCACACGGGACCGCACGGUGGCUUUCGCCAGCACCUUCGCUGCCUUCCUGUCCCGGGCGUACGACCAUAUCAGAAUGGCUGCCGUCUCAGAGUCUAACAUCAACCUGGCGGGAUCACACUGUGGAGUCUCUAUUGGUGAGGAUGGCCCCUCCCAGAUGGCAUUGGAAGACAUCGCCAUGUUUCGCGCUAUCCCAACAUGCACGCUGUUCUACCCAAGUGACGGCGUCUCCACCGAGAGGUCUGUGGAGCUGGCUGCUAACACCAAGGGAAUCUGUUUCCUCCGCAUCACCAGACCAGAACUAAAGGUGAUCUACGACCCCAAGGAGAAGUUUGAGGUGGGCGUGGCCAAGGUGGUGCGUCAGUCCGACAGUGACAAGGUGACGGUGAUUGGAGCUGGAGUGACUCUGCAUGAAGCCCUGACUGCUGCUGACCUGCUGGCCAGCGAGGGAGUGAACAUCCGUGUGAUUGACCCGUUCACCAUCAAGCCCCUGGACGCCGCCACCAUCUUAUCGAGCGCCCGCGCCACCGGCGGGAGAAUCAUCACCGUCGAGGACCACUACAGAGAGGGUGGUCUGGGGGAGGCGGUGCUGUCUGCGGUGGGGGAGGAGCCUGGUAUCAUUGUGACGCGCCUGGCGGUGAACCGUAUACCCCGGAGUGGAAAACCUCAGGAGCUCCUGGACCUGUACGGCAUCAGCGCCAAACACAUCGCCAACGCCGUGCGCCAGACCUUCGCUAACUGAAACAGCUUAUGAGCCCUGGUCUAAAGUAGUGUACUAUAUAGGGUGACAUUUGGGAUAUACACAACUCUUCUCUGC
Salvelinus sp. IW2-2015 is the source of this 1808-nucleotide messenger RNA. The record is from RefSeq and is a predicted model, not a curated record. NCBI's taxonomy places the organism in Eukaryota, Metazoa, Chordata, Actinopteri, Salmoniformes, Salmonidae.